Capronia epimyces CBS 606.96 is the source of this 609-nucleotide messenger RNA. RefSeq lists its product as uncharacterized. Lineage: Eukaryota; Fungi; Ascomycota; Eurotiomycetes; Chaetothyriales; Herpotrichiellaceae. The transcript has a single exon. Bases 1 to 609 code for a protein of 202 amino acids. The record is from RefSeq and is a predicted model, not a curated record.
AUGCGGCGUCGGCAAUCCCUCGUCCCUGAUCUCUUCCAUGUCAAGCGGACCAUUGUGACGAAAGCUCCGCCGUCCAUCCAUACCGAAAUCUGCGGCACGUACACCGACAUUGACUCGGCGGAGGCGGCGGGCUUACAUCGACUUGAAGAUGAAGGCUACACUCGAUCCAGCCUCAGCGAGUAUGCAGAGAACCAUCUCACCGGGGCGCCGUCUUCAACCUGGCAGUAUGGCGACAAUGUCCUCGUGCAUGCCCGCCACGGCGACGAGAUCCACGAUGUCGAGAUCGAGACCACGCCGAAUUCGCUGGGAGUGCGCUCCAAAUCCUCCGAUGGCAGAGUGUGGGACAAUUUGUUCUAUCUACUCCGCACGGUGCAGAGCAAGUCUGGCUCGGUCAACACGGAAAUCAGGGGGAUACACCUGUCCAAGCAGGCGGCGGUGGCGGCGGCGAGGCAUGAAUUGCUGAGCGGUGAACACGGGCGGGAUUGGUAUCUUGAAUACGAUGAAGCCCCGGUGUCAGCUCGAGACGACGACACGUCGAGCCAGUUUGUGGUGAGCGCCAUGGGCCAAGAUGGCGUGAGGUACGUCAUGAGUGUGACGCAUGAAACUUGA